AUGCAGAAAACAAAGGUUGAUCAACAGUUCGGUAAGUUCUUGGCUAUGGUCAAGAAUCUCGAGGUAACAAUUCCUUUCAUUGAUUUAAUAUCUCAGAUUCCUAUGUAUGCAAAGUAUUUAAAGGAAUUAAUCACUAAGAAAAGGGAUCUUGGUGGUGUAGAGAGAGUGGCUCUAACUGAGGAGUGUAGUGCUAUGUUACAAAACAAGUCUCCUCCUAAAUUAAAGGACCCCGGUAGUUUCUCAAUCCCUUGUCAUAUAGGUGCUUUAUUCAUUGAUAAGGCUCUAUGCGAUUUAGGUGCUAGUGUGUCCGUCAUUCCCCUCUCUAUUUAUAAAAAGUUGAACAUGGGAGAAUUAAAAUGUACCACCAUUACUCUUCAAAUGGCCGACCAUUCUAUUAAAUACCCCUUAGGUGUUUUAGAAGACCGCCCCGUGAGAGUAGGUAAAUUCUAUAUUCCCGUAGACUUUGUUGUGCUUGACAUAGCAGAGGACAAUCAGAUUCCGAUAAUCUUAGGAAGGCCAUUCCUUCAUACUGCAGGGGCAGUUAUUGAUGUUAAGAAAGGGAAGCUAACCUUGACUGUAGGGGAUGACAAGGUGGCCUUUAGCUUGUCUCAUGAGAUGAAAAGUUCAAUGCAAGAAGUGUCGUGUUCUUUGAUUGCUUUUAAUGCUAAGUUGCCUAAUUCUUAUUCUAGAAAUCUUUCAAAUAAUGCACUUGGCUUGAAAGGGUUUGCAGGUGAUGAUGAUCCUGGAGAUGCAGUUGAUGCUAGUCCAAAAGUUGGAACAAGAGAUUCGGUACUCGAAGGCACCGGGUUUGGUGCCCCUAAUCGGUGA
Spinacia oleracea (spinach) is the source of this 828-nucleotide messenger RNA. RefSeq lists its product as uncharacterized. The transcript has a single exon. Lineage: Eukaryota; Viridiplantae; Streptophyta; Magnoliopsida; Caryophyllales; Amaranthaceae. The coding region runs from base 1 to 828 and encodes 275 amino acids. The record is from RefSeq and is a predicted model, not a curated record.